Cryptomeria japonica (Japanese cedar) is the source of this 10134-nucleotide messenger RNA. Its product is annotated as disease resistance protein Roq1-like. Gene Ontology annotation, molecular function: ADP binding. Bases 7809 to 9911 code for a protein of 700 amino acids. NCBI's taxonomy places the organism in Eukaryota, Viridiplantae, Streptophyta, Pinopsida, Cupressales, Cupressaceae. The record is from RefSeq and is a predicted model, not a curated record. The transcript is spliced from 4 exons. Gene Ontology annotation, biological process: defense response.
AAGUUAUGUCUUGGACAAUAGAGUAUCGAGAAGUUUCUAAACUCAAAAGAAGUAUAUAUGUAACUAAAAUUCCUAAGAUAGAGGGAAAAGUUGAUACUACUUGAGAAUCUACCUUAGCAUGAUUGGUAUAUAUUUCAACCUGACAUGUAGCUUAGAAAUUUUGUGUGUAUUUAUCCUAUUAUACUUUGUGCUCGAAACAUACAUGUCAAGAGUUUCUAAUAAAUUAUAAAAACUUUAAUAGUGCAUGAGGAGUGUUUUAUUUGUAGAAAGGAAAUAGGAAGAUAUAGAUUUCAUAGUAUGGCAAGGGGUCGAAUAUUAGACUACACAUAAGAGCUAAAAGGAGGCGUUUGGAAGUCCCAAGAAAUAAUGGUGGACUUGAUUGUUUCCUUAUGUCAAAAGCUUGGAUGUUAAAAACUUGACAACCUAAUGUGAAGAUAUCAUUGGUGGUGAAUUGGAUCAUUUCUCAUUAUAAUUAGAAGUGGAAGAAGAAAACCAUUCUCACAAACAUCCCCUUUAAAUUCUAAUUCAUGUGGCUAAAAUGUCCUUUGUUUCUUGAAAAAGUGGACAAAUGGUGUGAGUGUAAUGUAUUGCAUCCAUAGGUUAAAUAUUCGUUUUGAAUAUGAAAUUGAAGAUGAUUAUUAGUAUUAAAUAUAAUUGGAGCGAAAUGGCGGCACUGGAUGGCAGCAGGAUCGACACUGGCGAUAGGAGCAGGGUUAUCGAUGUGCGCUAUUCUGGCGCUCAGUCUACGAAGGUUGGAUCUUGGAGCGAUGAAGCAGACAUUGCCUUCCCCAUUGAGAUAGGUAGAUUGCAUGCUGUUCAGAAACCGGUUAAUGUUGGGAAAGCAUAUAUGUUCCAGGGCAACAGAUAUUCCAGACCGCGGUUAAACUAUGGAAACCCUUAUUCAAGUGGUAACCAGUGCCCUAUUGACCCGCAUAAGUGGAAGGAGAAUGGUUUCAUUUGGAAUAACAUAGGCUGGUUUCGCAAGGCUAAACAUCCCACAUUCGAGGCCCCUCGAAACUGGUAUCCACUGCCUGAACCUAGCAUUUUUGGUGCGACACUCGAGAGAGGCGAUUCUCACACUGACUCUUUUUUGGGUCCCUUGAUUGAUCAUGGUAAUUUUCAAAAGUGGAAUGGGCACUUCAGGCAAGAUAAUUCAAGGGCGGAUCAAGCUAGGUUUUGGAGAUCCAACUUCCAUCCUAAAAAUCUGAACCCUUGGUCGAACCAAGAAAGACGCCUUGACUUUCGAAGAGCAGCCUCCCUCCCCUAGCGAUCCCGUUUUCAUAAACCGGUAAGAAAAACCUCAAGACCCACCAUCUUUUUGGAUGAGAAUAAAAUUAAUUCGGCUAGGUCAAAUUUGCUUGAGUCUUGCCUUUUCAUCAAGUGGGGUGGUGGAAAGCGGGUUAAGGACAACUUUGAAUCCUGGUGUAGAGCGCACUGGGGAAAGGAUAUUAACAUUAAUAUUCUCCUGAAUGAUUUCUAUAUGAUUGAAUUUAUGAGCAAUGAGGAGAAAUGGAAAGCUAAAAAUAAAGGUCCAUAUAUCUUUAGACGGCAUUGAAGUUCACAUCAUUGAUUGGCAGCCCAAUUUCAACCCCCGAACGCAUGUAUUGCCGAACAACAAGGUAUGGAUAAGACUGUAUAAUUGCCCCUCGGAUUAUUGGCACAUUGAUGUCAUUAAGGAUAUAUGCAAAGACCUUGGCACCUUUGUAUCGACAAAUGACAUCUUGGAGGAUAAACUAUGGGGAAGCUUCCUCAAAAUUUGUAUUAGCACAGAUCAAAUCUCCAAGAUCCCCGAUGAAGUCAGAAUUAUUGGGGCAGGGAAGUUCUGGAUCCAAAAGAUUGAUAGAGAAGAUCAACUGCGUAUUUGUCCUAAAUGCUUUUCUUUGGAUCAUACCGGUAUUACUUGUGAUGUUUCGGUUAUGAUACAACGAAGUUAUUCCUGAAUGCAAUCUCCUAUUGAGGUUAAAUUGCAACCAGAACCUCUUAUUGCCUUUGACACCGGGGAAGCUUUUUGCAACGAUACUCUUGAUAAGGAGAAUGUUCCACUAAUAGGGGAAACCCCUUUGAUCAUAGUUCCUCCUUCCUCUGGUCAAAGCGUGAGCCAACAAGACCUUCUCACACUUCUAGAGAAGACCAAAACCCUACAGGCAAACAUUGAAUCCAAGUUAGUGGAUUCACUUCCACCCUCCCCUUUUGUGCCCAGGAAGCAACUGGUAAUUGAAGAUGACAAUUUUCACUCUCAGGGUAUGGAGAUUGGCACUAUGGGGGAGAUGGGAGGGCAGAUCUGCUCCAUGAUAGGCAUUGAACUGGAAGAUGGUGAAAUUGAAACCUCCUCCUCGGAGGGGGAGGAAGACUUUGAACCUGACUCAGAUCUUAUAUUGGAGGGUACUUCAAAAGGGUUUGGAAAGUCGGAUUCAACUAUUGACAAACCAAAUUUUAAGCCAAAAGGUGUGUGGGGGUGCAAAUCCAAAAAAGUUAUGCUAGCAGUGGCUGGUGCUGCCUGUGGUCAAACCAAACUUAAUUUAGGGAAGGGAAGUGCCCUUCCCCAGGAGCAAUGAAACUACUAUCCUGGAAUGUCAGGGGCAUCAAUGCCCCUGAGAAAUGGCGCUUGAUUAAGCGCUAGAUUGAUGACACCAAAGGAGAUAUUUGGCUACUACAGGAAACUUAAUGGAGCAAGGCUGAGAUUGAUGCUAAAAUGAGAGUUUGGAAACAAUGGAAUGGGAUUUUUAGGCAAUCGAAUGGAGCCUCUGGUGGCUUGGGAAUCAUUUGGAACCCCAUGAAUGUUAAGAUCUCACUUGUUGGGAAAGAUAAGUAUUGGCAACAUUGCUCGGUUACUAUUCUUGGACGGAAUGAGAAUUUCAAUCUUUUCAAUGUGUAUGGACCAUCUACUGUUGGUGAUAAAUGGGCUCUCUGGGAUCUCUUAUCCAUCAAACUAAACAGUAUUACCGAUUGUAGUUGUGUGGUAGUCAGGGACUUCAAUGCGAUCCUUUCUGGCACUGAGAAAAGUGGGGGUAUUCAGAGGACUGGUACGUCCCAGAAGGACUUUUUGAAUUUUGUCGAGAAGAAUCACCUUUUAGACAUUGUUCCAAAAAAUGGAAUUUUCACACGGACGAAUUGGAGAGUGGGUUUUACUAAUAUUGCUGAACGACUUGACCGGUUCCUUGUUAUUGGUGAGUGGUUAGGACAAAAUAUAGCCUUAGAAUCAUCGAUUCUCCUGCUUAUCGGAUCAGAUAACUACUUGAUCUGUUUGGAGGUCGCCUUGGGUCAAGGGGGGGGUUGGUACCUCGUUCCAGUUUGAGAAAAUGUGGUUCAGAGUGCCUGAAUUAUAUGAUCUUAUAGAUGCUUGGUGGAAUGAACCGGUUUUUGGGAAUCAUUUGAGACUACUCAUUCUCAAUAAAAAGCUCAAGUAUAUUAAGGUCAAGAUCAAAGAACGGAAUAAGAGCCAUUUCAAGAAUAUUCAUAUGGAGAAAUUAAGAAUUAAGGCUGAACUGGCAAACUUAACCAACUUUGUUAUUACUUUAGGAAUGACUGAGGAUCUAUUUAUGAAAGAAAAUUCUCUCAAUUCUAAGCUAAAUGAAAUCCUUCGGUGUGAGGAAAUCUACUGGCAUCAAAAAUAAGGGAGUUAUGGCUAAAGGAAGGUGAUAAAACACCAAAUUCUUCCACCGGUCGACCAUUGCCAUUCGAAAUAGAAACAAAAUAUCGAAGAUUAUGAGACCGGAUGGAGUCACUGUCAGGAAUUAUGAGGACAUUGCGCAGGAAGCUGUAAGAUUCUUUGACUCUUUGUUGAAUGGUGACCAUUAGAUUGACCAUGAAGCAAGAGCCAAAAUUCUGAACUCAAUCCCAUCCGCUAUAUCUGUCAAUCAAAAUAUAGCUUUCUCUGUACUCCUAUUUCAAUUGAUGAAGUAAGGAAUACUACCUUCCAGCUGAAACCGGAUAAGACUCCUGGCCCGGAUGGCUUCCCUACUGCUUUCUUCCAUCAUUUCUAGGAUAUCAUUGCUCGAGAUCUACAUCUUGCAGUAGAAGAAUCAAGAAAGAAGAUGACUAUGUUGGGGCUAUCAAUCACACCUUUUUGACUCUAAUCCCGAAGAAGCAAAAUCCACAACAGAUGAGUGACUUUAGGCCCAUUGCUCUAUGCAACACUGUAUAUAAGGUUGUAACAAAGAUCAUAGCUAACAGAUUGAAGCCCCUCCUUAAACACAUCAUAUCAAAUGAACAAAGCGGUUUUGCCCCUGGAAGAUCCAUUGUGGAAGGCAUUAUCGCUGCUCAUGAAAUGCUUCACACAGCCAGGAAGACCAAGGACUCUUGUAUACUUUUAAAAUUGGACAUCCUGAAAGCUUAUGACAUGGUGGACAGGGAUUUCCUAUUUGAUGUUCUUAAUAAAUUUGGCUUCUGCAAGGAAUGGCUCUCUUGAGUCACGAGUUGUCUCUCUUCCCCCAAAUUCUCUAUUCUGGUCAAUGGCUCCUCCCAUGGUUUCUUCUCUUCGACAAGAGGAAUCAGACAAGGUGAUCCAUUAUCACCAUUUUUAUUUAUCAUAAUUGUUGAAGCUUUAGGUCGAUCUAUAAGAGCUCUUCAACAAGAUGAUCAUUGGGUUGGAGUUAAUGUGGCAACAGGGGUUGAAAAAAUGACUCAUCUUCAGUUUGCUGAUGACACCAUUCUGUUUGGUUUGGCCUGUAGGAGGGAAGCUAGAACAAUUAAAACAUGCCUUGAUGAUUACUGUAUGGCUUCCCGACAAAAAAUCAUCUGGCACAAAUUUGAAGUGUUUUUUGUCAACACUUCACUUAACCUGCAAGCUGUAUUGUCAAGGAUUCUUAAUCUCAGAGUCAUAAACUUCCUAGGGAAGUUUCUUGGAACCCCCCUUUUUAUUGGUAGUAAUAGAACUCAUUACUGGAAGCAUCUUAUUGAUAAGUGCAAAUCCAAGCUUGCAACUUGGAAAGGCAAGUGGUUAUCCUCUGCUGGGAAGCUCACUAUGAUAAAGUCGGUUCUUUCAGCGUUACCGGUUUUUUCCAUGGCUUGUCUAAGAUUACCGAUGGCAAUUGAAGAUGAAUUGAUUUCUCUAAUGAGAAAUUUCCUUUGGAAUGGUUCAGAUGACAAAGGUAAAUUUCCUUUGAUAGCUUGGAAAAAGAUCUACCAACCAAAAAAGGCAAGAGGUGUUGGCAUUCACCAAAUCUCAAUUAUGAAUUUAGCAAUGGGUGCUAAACUGGUUUGGGAAAUUUGUAGCGGUGGGAAGCAAAAAUGGGCAAGGCUCGUAAAACAUAAAUAUCUGGACUCCUUGGAGCCUAAAAGGAUUCCGACUAUCAACAAUCCUCCCAGAGGCUCAGCUAUCUAGAAUUUUAUUGUGGACAACAGGGAAAUCAUAAGCGAUCAGGUUACCUGGGAUGUCAAGAAUGGCAGGGAUGCCUCCUUUUGGUUUGAUUCUUGGUCUGGUGAAGAUGCCCUAUGUCACAACCCCUCUCCACAACCUAUUAUGGCAGAAACCUGUCGCCUUUGGGGGUACAAUAUCUGUGAUUAUGGUUAUCCAAUCCGAGAAAAUGUUAUUGCUAAAUGGAAAUGGAACUCUUUGGAUCAGCUUCUGAAGGACUUGUUUACUAACAUUCUCAACAAAAGGAUUAUUUUCCUUUCCGCUGAUAAGGACAUUAUUAGGUGGUAUGGCUCCUCCGAUUGUAAAUACAAAGUAUGUUUUGGUUACAAGCUGAAAGAAGCGGCUAUAGAUAAAAAAGACUGGCCUGUUAAUCUUUUUUGGCAUCAACACCUUCCCAAAGCGGGCUCCUUUGCCUGGUUGGCUUGUCAGAGAAAAAUCUUAACUCAAGAAAGACUCCAUUCAAUGGGUAUCAAUGGACCCAACAUAUGUACUUUAUGUCUAGAAGAGGAAGAGACUGCGGAUCAUCUUCUUCUCCACUGCAAAUUCUCCAGUCACUGUUGGUGGCAUUUCAUGAGAAAACUGAGAAUCUUUGGCCCCUUCCCAACAAGGCUAGAUAAGUGGUUUUUGCAAUGGCCUAAACCGACACGUAAGAUUGUUUAUACUGAUUUGCUUUUUAUCCUCCCAUCACUUUUGAUUUGGGAAAUUUGGAAAGAAAGGAACCACAAAAUCUUCCAGGGUAAAGAAAUGAGCCUAUUGUCUCUUUGUGGGAAAAUUGAGAACCACCUGACUAAGCUCCUGAAUGAGGCUGCCCAAUCCAAAACAUUAAAGAAAAAUUUGUUCAUUGACUGGGGUUGUAAUAUUAAGCUGGUUCUUCCAAACCUACUCAUCCCACCGAUCUUCGGAUCGGGCAACCCGAUGGAUCAGACCAAUCCAAGAGUGGGGGCGAAAUGAGAUGCGCCAGAGGAUGGGUGGAGCAAGGUAAACUUUGAUGGUGCUUCUGCAGGAAAUCCGAGUCAAAGUGGUAUUGGUUGUAUUAUGAGGGACUCUGAUGGUCUCUGUAUAAAAGAAAUCUCUGAAAAUAUUGGAGUGGCUACUAAUAAUGAAGCGGAAUUCAAAGUGGCCUUAAGAGUUCUUCAGUUAGGGAAGGAGCUAGGGGUGCAGAGAAUUCAUUUGGAGGGAGACUCAUUAAAUGUUAUUAAUGCGAUCCGCUGUAAUAACAUCCCUAGUUGGUGCCUUAACCAGUGGCUUCAACCGAUCCUGGCGCUGCUAGCUACCUUUGAUAAUUUCGGGUUAGCCACAUCUACAGGGAAGGUAAUGGUGAAGCUGAUAGACUUUCUAAAUUGGCUAUAGCCGUUAGUGACCCCACCUGAAUAUCCACUGAUGAUUAUUUUUUGUUGCGCUGGUUGGUGAUGUGGCAUUGGUUCCACUGGUUGACAUGCUAUCCUCACUUUCCAUUGAGGGGGACACUCUCCGGUUGGGUCUACUGAUGGUUGCGAGCUCUUCGGUUCUUUUCGCAACUUCCAAUUGUGGAGCAAAUCGGUGCUUUGCUCCCCGGUAGCCGCUUUACCCCCUCUCCACUUUAUGGUUAUGGUUUCCGGUGGAGAGAACGACCGUCUGCCCUGUUAACCUGUUAAGGUUUCUUCUUAUCAACGAGAUGUGAUGCAUUGCCGACAUCAUUGAUUAGUGUCGGUUUUUGGCCUCGUGGCAAUUAAAUAUAAGUGUACUUUAUUAAUAUCUAGUUACAACUAGAUCCUCUCAAGAUUUGUUAAUGAUUACUUGAUGCUUCAAGUCGAUCGACACCAAGUUGAGGAGCUUUGGCGCAGAUGGUUUUUUGGAUACUGGCAGCUCACGCAUGUGGGUAUUUAAUGGGUGUGAAUUGUUUGCAGGGUGUCGUAUUCUCUGGUUUGACGCUUUGCUAUUUAACAAUGGAAUACCUUUUCUUUCCAUCAAACAAUUGCUUUCCUUUCUCGGCGACUCGCUAUGGAGACCCCAAUCCUCCUUGAAGCUACAUGGCUUUCCUGGGCGAAAUCAUGGACAAACGUUUGCAAGAGGUCCUCUUCUCUUGGCAUCCUCUUAUUCUCCACAACCUUAAGAGGAUUCUGGGAAAGGAAUUCCUUAUGGCUUACCACAGGUAUAGAGCCAAUGCCGAUAUCCCAGCUUUUCUUGCAAUGAUAAUUUACAUGGGGACUAGUAAGCAGAAAGCAAAACUGUUAACUCAAAUGAUGUUUAAGCAUCACCUGUUGGGGGAAAUAGAUGUUGUAUUGGACAAUAUUGAUGCCAAUCUUAGAAUUUCGCUCCUCCAAAAUUACUAUAUGUCACUAAGCAAUGGAGCGGAGGUGAAGAAGCUUGUGAUUGUUAAUUCCCUGGAUUUCGAGUCUCUCCAAGCAACCUGCCUGUCAUCUCCAGGAACAUUGAUUUCUUGCUUAAAGCGGUUGUCAUACAAAGCAGUUUCAUGUCGGAAUGGAGGGCACAAUUUCUCUGUGAUGAAGAUCUAGCGGGUACUAAUGACUUUGGGAUUUUGGAUAAUGGAGAACAGGUGGAUGGAAAUGAUUGGGGUUUUGGGUUGGGCGAAGAGUGGUUCCCAAACGACUACCGACUCCCUAAGGAGAAGGCGGAAUCGGCAGCUCAUUUGAACUGUGGCAUUGAAUGUCCCAUUGUCCUAGAUUCUUCUCAAAAUAUACAAAUUGUGGGGAUUGUCGGCAUGGGGGGCUCUGGGAAAACGACCCUUGCCAGAGAAAUAUACAAUAGGAAAAGCUCCUUAAUAGAUAAAUCCAGUUUUCUUUUUGAAGUCCGAGAUGCAGAAAAUAAAAAUGAAUUGUGUACAAGGCAGAAGAAACUUAUGCAAGACAUUAGUGGUGUUACAUCUCAAUUUGAUAAUGUAGAAGAAGGGAAGAUAAUCCUUAAAAGGCAUUUGAGAUUUCUUCAGGUUUUUUUAGUUUUGGAUGAUGUGGAUAGUUUACAUCAAUUAGAUGCUCUAUUGCCAGGAAUUGACAGCUUGGGACAAGGUAGUUUAAUUAUUGUUACAAGUCGUGAACUGGGCAUUCUUAAAUCAUGGGGAAUCUCAUCCAUUUACCCAAUAAAAGGAUUAAAUCCUAGACAUGCUAAGCAGCUUUUAUGUUGGCACAGUUUCCUACAAUCUUCUCCUCCAAUUGAAUUUGAAGAUCUUGUUGAGAAAUUUGUACAUUAUUGCAAAGGAUUGCCAUUAUCUCUUAAAGUAUUUGGAGGACUGCUUUAUAAAAAGUCUAAGGAGUAUUGGAAUUCUCAAUUGAAUAAAGUGUCAAGAAUAUUGCCCAAUGACAUUAAAGAAAAGCUUAAAAUAAGCUUCGAUGCACUGGAUAAGGAGGAGAAAGAAAUAUUUUUAGACAUAGCUUGUUUUUUCCUAGGUGAAGAAAAAAACGUGGCCAUUGAAGUGUGGGAUGGGUCGGGAUGGUGUGGAGUUCAUAGUUGGGAAAUGCUUGAGAAUAAAUGUUUGGUUGAGGUGGAUGAGUGUAAUGAAAUCAAAAUGCACGAUCAGCUUAGAGAUCUUGGAAGAGAAAUUGCAAAGGAAUGGUCACCCCACCGUAUUUGGUCAACGGAGCAAAUCAAAGACAUUCAGAAACAGGCCGCCAUGGAAAGAGUUAUAUUGAUUCGGGGGAUUAAUGCGGCAACAGAUGAUUUCUAUGAAGAGUGCUCAUUCCAUCAUGGUACACCUUUUGAAGGGUGUAUGGAGCUUCUGAGAAGCUGUUCUACAAAGUUUAAGAGCCUUACACCUUCUAUCCUUGUUGUGGAUGGUAAUUAUUUUACAGAAGAAUGUGCAACACUAUUUCCAGCCCUCCUCUGGCUGCGAUGGAGCAAUAUACCGGGGCCAAUUCUUCCGUCGUGGCUAAUGCUGAAGAAUUUAAGAGUUUUAGAGCUUCCAGAUGCUGGACAGUUACAAGAAUUGUGGAACGACACAGAUCCUCCUUUGGAAUUAAGAGAGCUGAAUCUUCAAUAUGCCAAGAGUUUCCUCAAAUUUCCGGGGUCAAUAGGAUGUCUUAAACAUUUGAAAAAGAUAUCCGUGGACGCACCAGUGACAUAUCUUGUGGACAGUCUUCCAGAAGGGUUUUGUCUACUUGAGUCGUUGGAGCACCUCCAGCUAAGUGGAUUUGAGAAGCUAACAUCAUUGCCUCGCGAGUUUGGUCUUUUGACAAACCUGCGACAUCUAGAUUUGAGCGAUUGCAGCGACUUGAGGAUGUUGCCUGAUUCUUUUAAGCAGCUCAUAAAUCUGCAGUAUAUCGAUUUGACUGGUUGCGUGGAGCUCACCUUAACGACAGAGAACAAUGACAUUUUGGAAAAUAUGACAAAGUUGGAGACUCUAAAGCUUUUUCGAUGUAUGAAAGUUCAGAACCUACCUCGGGAUAUCACAAAGCAGUUGUCGUUGAGAUAUCUGUAUGCGACAGGCACCAGGUUAAGGGAAUUGCCAAGUAACAUUGGCGAACUGAGCAAAUUGGAAGUGCUGGAAAUAGGGAGUUAUCAAUUAAAAACUUUACCUGAGUCUAUGGAAGAACUGGGCAGAAAGUCUCUGUCGGGGAUCUGAAUGUGAUUCAGGGAGGGGAAUGGUAGUGAUGGGCGAGCAACAGAGAGUUGUGGAGGCUUUUAAAAAAUUACUGUUAUUUUUUGGCUGAAUGUUAGUGAUUGGUGAUCAAGACAGAGUGCUGCACUGGUUUAAAAAAUUGCUGCUAUAAUGUAAUGUGAUUUACAUUGAUUAUAAGUGGAGUGUAAAUUAUUAAAAAAAAAUUAAAAUAGAAAUUAUUUAUGAA